CACACAGUCUGGAGAUUUGGCGAGAUUUGUGAGGCUUCGUUGUGAAACCAAGUGAAACUGGGUCAUAAUGCACGCAAGUUGUUCGACUGAAAGCCGCAGAGAAACCGUUUUGCUGUCUGAGUCGAGUGUGACGCGAAAGUCUGAAUCUUUUUUCUUUGGGUAUUGAGAAGCUGGUCUCCCGUGUUGCGGCAGUCUUUUUCUUAUAAUGGAUAGGAGUAAACGACUGUGAUAUAUAUACAAUGGCGAGCUCGUAUCUUUCGAGUAAGAGAUACACUUACAUACACGAAAGUGGAAGUGAGACACGUAGAGGAGCCAUUGACAUUCACCAUGUGAUCAUCAACAGAAGCAGAUCAACUGGUUAUGCCCGUCUUAUGGGCCUUGCUUUCUUCCUUGUUAAUUUGGGUGUCUCUAUGUACUUUUUUCUUGAAAAGGAUAAUCCACUUAGAACUCUUUCUUGGAGCUGCCUUUUAAGUGGUUUCUUUGUUGUGAUACAAUGCCGGAAGUUAGUCAAGAAAGAAUCUGUUAUAAUCAUGCCAAACUUCGGGAUCCAACUUGAAACCCAAUAUUUAAGUGGAAAAACUGUCUCCACGUUUAUCCCCAUUGGUAAGAUUUUGAAGCCUGUGCUUGUGGAAUGUGUCACACCUGUUACAUGUUAUUGGAGUCUCUCUUUAUUUCUGCGCGAUGAAGAACAGCUUACAUUGGUGUUUAAGGAACUGCGUCCGUCAUUGAAGAUGUUGGUUCCCAUUUGGAAGGGAUUGUGUGCUGUUAUUGUCACAGAUCAAAGUAAAAUGAUAACCGAAGAAAAACAUGUUGUAGUAUCUGGUUAAGCAUCUACGUGUAAUUUUCAUUGCCACUACAAGCAAAUGAACAUGGAAGGACAGAAUUUAAGUUUUAAAAUACUCUUUUCACUGGUGAACUUUUUCAUUCCACACUAAAACUUUUCAUGACCAAGGUUUCUAGCGUGCACAAGAGUAGCAAUACAAAAAAAGAUUCAACGAUGUUGAUAUUUUA
Molecule: messenger RNA, 1011 nt
Organism: Raphanus sativus (radish)
Lineage: Eukaryota; Viridiplantae; Streptophyta; Magnoliopsida; Brassicales; Brassicaceae
Exons: 5
Coding region: 240-827 (195 amino acids)
Biological process (GO): GPI anchor biosynthetic process
Cellular component (GO): glycosylphosphatidylinositol-N-acetylglucosaminyltransferase (GPI-GnT) complex
Source: RefSeq, a predicted model, not a curated record